This is a messenger RNA of Arachis stenosperma, 1445 nucleotides long. Its product is annotated as cell division protein FtsZ homolog 1, chloroplastic-like. The record is from RefSeq and is a predicted model, not a curated record. Gene Ontology annotation, molecular function: GTP binding; GTPase activity. Gene Ontology annotation, cellular component: cell division site; cytoplasm; microtubule. Lineage: Eukaryota; Viridiplantae; Streptophyta; Magnoliopsida; Fabales; Fabaceae. Bases 82 to 1329 code for a protein of 415 amino acids. Gene Ontology annotation, biological process: cell division; chloroplast fission; microtubule-based process. The transcript is spliced from 6 exons.
AGAGAAAACCCUAAGCAGUAAAAACUGAACUAACCAAAACCUCGUUGGGAUUUGGAAAUUGGGGAAGGAGAAGAAACAACAAUGGCAAUGCUUCGUGUGACAAGCCCUAACGAGCUUCUCUACCGCAAUGCACACUCUUCUUCACCGCGCCUUCCUCCUCAACCUAGAACAACAACCUUACUAACACACCCAAAACGCUUCACUCGUCGUCGUUUCGGGUCAGUGAGGUGCUCCUAUGCUUUUGUGGAUAACGCAAAGAUUAAAGUUGUUGGAAUCGGCGGUGGUGGCAACAAUGCUGUUAAUCGCAUGAUCGGUAGUGGUUUACAUGGUGUGGACUUCUAUGCAAUAAACACUGAUGCUCAAGCGUUGCUACAUUCUUCUGCUGAGAACCCUAUUCAAAUUGGUGAACUUCUGACUCGUGGAUUAGGUACUGGUGGGAAUCCGCUCUUGGGGGAGCAAGCUGCAGAAGAAUCGAAAGAAGCUAUUGCUAAUGCUCUUAAGGGAUCGGAUUUGGUGUUCAUAACGGCCGGGAUGGGUGGGGGCACGGGGUCUGGUGCUGCCCCGGUUGUGGCCCAAAUAUCCAAAGAGGCUGGUUACUUGACUGUAGGUGUCGUUACCUAUCCCUUCAGUUUUGAAGGACGCAAAAGAUCCUUGCAGGCACUUGAAGCCAUUGAAAGGCUGCAGAAAAAUGUUGAUACGCUUAUUGUUAUUCCCAAUGAUCGUUUGCUUGACAUUGCUGAUGAGCAGACAGCUCUUCAGGAUGCUUUCCAUCUUGCUGAUGAUGUUUUACGUCAAGGGGUACAGGGAAUAUCAGACAUCAUUACGAUACCUGGACUUGUGAAUGUGGAUUUUGCUGAUGUGAAGGCAGUAAUGAAGGACUCUGGAACUGCAAUGCUUGGAGUCGGUGUUUCCUCUGGUAAAAACCGAGCAGAAGAAGCAGCAGAACAGGCUACUUUGGCUCCUUUAAUCGGUUCCUCUAUUCAGUCAGCUACUGGAGUAGUAUAUAAUAUUACAGGAGGAAGGGACAUAACCCUGCAGGAAGUGAAUAGGGUGUCUCAGGUGGUGACAAGUUUGGCUGAUCCUUCUGCAAAUAUUAUUUUUGGAGCUGUUGUUGAUGAUCGCUACACCGGGGAGAUUCAUGUGACUAUCAUCGCAACUGGCUUCUCGCAGUCCUUUCAGAAGAAGCUACUGACAGAUCCAAGGGCUGCAAAGCUGCUUGACAAAGUGGUUGAGGGCCAAGAAAGCAAGGCAAGGUCUGCUCCCCUCAAGUCUUCAAAUUCACCUUCAACAGUUGAAUCUAGAGCAUCCCCAAGAAAGCUCUUCUUUUAGUUGCUUGAGUUUGUCUUACCUUUUUCAAAUUUUGUAAGUGUUAAAUAUAUUGUAGUAAUUCUUCUGUGUAAUCACUCCGAACCUUGAUUGAUUUAUAUUUUAUAGAGCUUUCAUUC